AUGAGAAUGGGUUUAAGAGAAGAAAGUCCGACCGACGCAUCUCGCCACAAGGAUCGCCUCAAGUAUUAUGUCGACCUUGCGAAAAUCGCGGAACGCGGGAAGAUCUCUUGCAUUUUCUUCGCCGACUCUUACGGAGUCAAUGAUGUCUACGGCGGCAACACAGAUGCGACUUACCGAGGAGGCUGUCAAGUAGCACAGCUUGAUCCAUUUAUGAUCAUAUCCGCCAUGGCGGCAGCAACCGAGACUGUCGGAUUUGCAGUCAGUGGGAAUGCGUUGUACCUCAACCCGUACAUCUUUGCUCGGUCCUGCGCGACUCUGGACCACCUUACAGAUGGGCGGCUGGGGUGGAAUAUCGUGACAGGCUACACGAACGCUUCUGCUCGUGCCAUGGGCUUUGACUCGAUCAUGCCUCAUGAUCAAAGGUACGAAAAGGCGGGCGAGUUUGUCGACGUCGUUUACCGUUUAUGGGAAGGUAGCUGGGACGACGAUGCCCAGGUGUGGGAUGUCGAGAGGAACGUGGCCUAUGACCCGGCCAGGAUCAAGAAAAUCGAGUUCGAUGGUCGAUUCCACAAAAUAUCUGCCACGCAGCAAACACACCCAUCACCCCAGCGAGUCCCUGUCAUCUUCCAAGCCGGUUCUUCCAAAGCCGGAAUUGCUCUAGCCGGCGCCCAUGCGGAGGGUCUCUUCUGCGGCUCCCUAGUCCCCAGCCGAACAGCUGCUUACAUGAAAGAUGUCCGGAAGGCAGUGGCUGAUAGUGGCCGAGACCCCAAAUCCGUCAAGUCGUUUGCUGGUCUAUCCACUUUUAUCGCCCCAACACUGGAGGAAGCCCAAGCAAAGUACGAGGCGGCAGCCAGGCAUGCGAGUCCGGAGGCCGGCCUCGCCAAGUUUGGAGGCUACACCAAUACAGACCUGAGCAAAUAUCCGCUGGAUGAGCCUUUUGAAUUCAAGGAAGGAUCGGGAGACAACAUUAUCCGCGGCAUCGUCGAGAUGUUCAAGGCUGGCGACGGCAGCAACGAGGCUUGGACUCCAAGGAAGCUAGGUACCAAAAUGGCUUUGGGCUCACUCUACCCGGUGGUGGUUGGAACACCGGCCAUGGUGGCAGAUUUCAUGGAGAAAUGGGUGGAAGAAGCCGAUAUUGACGGCUUCAAUCUUUACGCUGCCAACUUUCCUGAGAGUUUCGAAGAUGUCGUCGACCUUCUAGUCCCUGAAUUGCAGCGACGAGGUGUCUAUUGGCUAAAUUAUCCCGUCCCUGGAGGUACUUUCAGGGAGAACUUGUACGCCAGCCCUGGACAGGCACGAGUCCUUGAUGAUCAUCCGGCAGCAAAGUAUAGAAGGGAGAGAGAGGCAGCUAGAGCUAUACGGGAUGCAGAAGAGAAGAAGGUCAAGGUAGUGGAAACAAUCCGGGAGAUAACAGGUGGCGUGGAGAGUCUUGCCACGAAGCCACAGGAGUUGGUUCAAAUCACUGCUUAG
Messenger RNA from Capronia coronata CBS 617.96, 1470 nucleotides. RefSeq lists its product as uncharacterized. The record is from RefSeq and is a predicted model, not a curated record. Gene Ontology annotation, molecular function: monooxygenase activity; oxidoreductase activity, acting on paired donors, with incorporation or reduction of molecular oxygen. The transcript is spliced from 4 exons. Lineage: Eukaryota; Fungi; Ascomycota; Eurotiomycetes; Chaetothyriales; Herpotrichiellaceae. Bases 1 to 1470 code for a protein of 489 amino acids.